UUGAAGUACAAUAAUCUGGCGUGCUGGGGCCAUAGAGACGUGGCUGUUUCUGGUGAGAUAUUUCAGUGGAGAGAAGGAAAAAGGCGUGCUGACUGCAGGGUCCGGAGAGGACAGUCCCUGCGCUUCGAGUUUCUGUUUCUAUACAAGAUUCUUAGGGGAUCCUUUUGUUUUAGAAGAUCUUGAUCUUUUAGAUCAGACAGAAGUAGCUGAGUUUGGGCUGGUAAUUACAGUUUGAUUGGAGUCCAUCCUCUAAAUUCAGGAUAUGCUUUGGUCAUGUCCCAAAUGGAAAAUGAAUCACUGAGAGAAGAUGUGGGUGAACUUGAUGAAAAUGUGCAGAAGUCAAUGGAUGAAGAGGUGACCAAGAAUAAUGGAGAGGGAGCUGAACCUACCUUCACGACCCAGAAAAGAACAGGAGCCAAAGUCACUGAGCUCAGUGCAGCCCAAGAGCCACAGGUGCAAAAUAUACUGGUCUCAGGUCCCAUUGAGAAGACUCAAACAGGAUGGGGAUCUUGGGGAAGCUGGGGAAAAUCAUUGCUUUCAAGUGCUUCAGCUACAAUGGCCAGUGUUGGUCAUGGAAUCUCAAAUGUCAUUGAAAAAGCAGAAACGUCCCUAGGGAUCCCCAACCCUAGUGAUUUACCAUCUAAUGCCAGAGAUGCAAUGAAAGAAAACCACAGCUCUGAAGAAGUAAGUGAUGACAAGAAAGAGACUGAAAAUCCGUCACCUCUCAGUGGUGCUUUUGGAAUGUUUUCUACCAUUUCUUCUGCUGUUCAGAGCACAGGGAAAACAGUUAUAACUGGAAGUUUGGAUGCAUUGGAAUACAUUGGUAAAAAGACUAUGGAUGUGAUAGCUGAAGGUGACCCUGGAUUUAAGAAAACAAAAGGCUUGAUGAACAGAAAUUCCACACUAUCUCAGGUCUUGCGAGAGGCCAAGGAAAGAGAACAACAGAGGACAGCUGCUGAGGUUUCCAUGACAACAGAGAAGAAAGCACAUUAUGGAUUGCUUUUUGAUGAGUUUCAGGGGCUUUCUCAUUUGGAAGCUUUAGAGAUGCUUUCCAGAGAGAGUGAAUCAAAGGUGAAAUCUAUUAUAAGUACCCUUUCUGGUGAGGAGUUUGCUACUUUAAAGGAAGAGCUGGAAAAGCUGAAAGAAGCAUUUUCAUUAGCUGAAUUUGAUGAUGAUGAAGAUGAUGAUGAAGAAAAAGGAGAAGACGAAGAUUUCACAAAUGAAGUGGGCCUACUCUUUUCACAGCUGUGCAUCUCUCUAAAACCAGCUAAAUUGCUCCAAGCAAGGACCUCUGCUCAUGAAUUAGUUAAAAACCUCGACAUGCAAGUGGUCAAAGAAGCAGAAAAGCAUGAAGGAGACCAGGAAGUGGGCUCAGGAGAUACUGAACAAGAGAAUAAAAAGUCGGUGGAGGAUAUCCACAUGGUUGCAAUCAGAAGCCUGGCUGAGUUGACCGCUUAUUCCAUUGAAAUAUUCCACAAAACUGCAGCAUUGGUUCUUCAUGGGCAAAAAGAAGAUGUGUUGGCUAUAAAUAGAGCUAAAAGCCUUUCCCAAAUGACCAUUAUGCUGUGCAAAGAAUUGUCAUCCCUCUCUAAAGAAUUUGCGACAUGCUUAACAGCUGCGGGGGUGGAAGAGAAGGCUGAUGUGCUCAAUCCUUUAAUCACAGGAGUGUUUUUGGAGGCUUCCAACAGUGCCUCUUAUAUCCAAGAUGCCUUUCAACUACUUUUGCCCGUGCUGCAGAUCUCGCAUAUCCAGACUCGGACAGAGUUAUCUCAACAAUAAAUCAAGUCUGAGUAAACUGGAACAUCACUUCCAAGGGACCUGAGUGGAAGUUCCCUUGUUCCACAAGAAGAUGAAAGCAUCUUACUAUAAAUUAAGACAGAUGUGUUGACUUGUAGUUUUCCACUGUCCAGAAUAAGAUGCUGAAGGGCCAUGAUGCAACCACCUAUAUAGAUAGACAGGAUGAUCUGUAGACAGCAUAGGAAGUUUGUUAUGCAAUUUGUCUUUGUCAUUUUGCUGGAUAAUGUUCUAUCUGCUUCUGCUCCUUAGACCCUCUGUAUUAUGCUCCUUGAGAUAAAAGCAUUAUGAAGGAAAGACUCAUAGUGCAAAGGAUGCAUAGCACAACAAUGUUCUUGGCUUGAGACCUGAGAUUAUUGGAGUCCGUAACUGCUGCAAAUUGCAUUAUACUCACAUUGAAAUGCUGUUUUAAGUUAAAUGCCUAGCACUCCAAAGAGACAUUGAGAAAAUAAGAUUUGUUUUAAAGCAUGUGAGUGAUUUUUCAGUUGUCUACUCUAAGAUCUGGAGAUCCCAAAGGAAAAAAGACUUUAAAAAACCUGCUAAGAUUGCAGUUCUAUGUGUUAUUUGAAAGGAGAAAAAGGGCCAUUUAUAUAUCUCGACUUGCUGCCCAGUAAGCAUGAUUAUGCUUCAGGUGUGAAAAGUUUUUAGACAACUUAAUGAUCUGACCUUUUAUUGAUGUAUACUCUAUUAGUGCUAGUUUACAGAUAAAUUUGGUAUUUUUUUUUAAAAAAGAAACACUUUUAUGUAAUAGCAUUUGAUGUUUAAAUAAACACAUUUUGCUAGACCUCACUUAGUCAAUAGAUUUUCAGUGUCCUACUUCCUUAGCAGUAAUUAAAAAGGAGCCAAGAAGGAAUUGACUCCAUUUGAAGAAAAGUAAGGCUUUUGAUAAAUGCCUUGAGGUAAGAUGGGCGGCCUAUACAUUUUAUAAAUAAAUAAAAUGAAGCUAUCAAGGGAAGCUUACAAUUAGAUGCAGCAUUUUGUUUUCCCUUUAGCCCCAUUUCAUGACUCUGGAUAAUUCUUUGAAAAUAAUUUUUUAGGGUUCUGGGAAAUUUGCCUGAAUUCCAAAAAUUGUGACUUAAUUCUUAAUAUCAUAACUCCAAAGACUUUAGAAUACAAUUUUUUUCUUAUCUUUUUUGUCCAAUUGUUACUUUGCACAAUUAUGUCUUGUUCCAUAAUUUAUAUGUUUAUUAAUUUGUUCUUUCCUAGAAUCCUAUUUCGGCUCAGGGAAAGUCUACUAGCUUUUAUGUUUUGAACAAGCAGCUUGCUGUGAUCAUAGUGACUCAAAUAUCACUUCAGCAAAGGAAAAAAAAUGAAUUGCAACUUGUUUUACUUAAGUAAAUGUUCUUGCUUUUGCCUUUGUUAGCAUGUCUUUGUUUUAACUGCAGUUUUGAGUUUCUGUCUCAUUGCUUGAUGGUCUUUACAGUUACUAAAUUACUUUAUUACCAUAUUACAGCACUAGUAAGAAAUGUUGGAACAAUGCACUAUAUGCAUGUAGAUACAUGUGUGUAUGUGUAUACAUGUGUCUCUGUGUGUAUGUAUGUAUAUGUAUAUAUGUAUGUGUGUGUGUGUAUGUAUGUAUAUAUAUAUAUAUAUAUAUAUAUAUAUAUAUAUAUAUAUAUAUAUAUAUAUAUAUAUAUAUAUAAAUAGAUACAUAUACAUACAUACAUACAAAUCCAGUAAAAAUGCCCUUUAACUUCACAAAUAAAUUAGGCUUUUUAGAUAGUUUAAUUUCUAGCAAAGAAUCUAUUUUAUCUAUUUUAAAUAUGUAUGUGCACUAUAUUGUAUACAGAGAAUAAAUGUCUUAUGAUGUAAUAAAGAAAUGGCUGCUUAUUAAAUACGUUGACCAUUGAAUACCUACAGUUACUCAUAUUCAGGUCAACAAAACAA
Crotalus tigris (Tiger rattlesnake) is the source of this 3681-nucleotide messenger RNA. RefSeq names its product family with sequence similarity 114 member A2 (gene FAM114A2). The record is from RefSeq and is a predicted model, not a curated record. The transcript is spliced from 15 exons. The coding region runs from base 274 to 1779 and encodes 501 amino acids. NCBI's taxonomy places the organism in Eukaryota, Metazoa, Chordata, Lepidosauria, Squamata, Viperidae.